CUUCUGUAAAUAAUUUUGCUCGCGUUGAAUUGUGGUGAUCAAUCAGUUGCUAUUGAAAAAUCAUAGGGUUUGGACUCGUGAUGCUGUUUUGGGUCUGAAACAAAUCCGAUAUUCUCGUUUAAAAAAGCAUCGAUACAAGAGUGUGUGUGUGUAUUUUUUUGGCGCAAUUUGGAUAGUUGAAUAGUUUUUGGUGACAUUGAUGCCUUUUCGGUGGUAAAACAUUGAAAAUCAUUAAAUUUGUGAAGGUGAUUAUGUGUGUGAUAAAAAUUUAAAAAAAAAAAAAAAAAAAUUCAUCGCUUAAAUUGUGCGUAGGUGUAUUGAUGAGUUAUCGAUUUCUCUGCAAAGAUUGUGAACGAAAAAAAUACGUGCAUACGUAAAACGCGCUCAACCAUCUGAGUCUGGCCAGCCACUGAUUAAUGAUAACAGACGCUCAACGGCAGCGGCAGCAACAGCACCAUCAACGUAUGGAUUUGGAUUGGAAAACACGAAAAAGGCAUUAUUGUUAAUGGAUGUGAGCUGCACACAAUUGCACACAUGCUAAAUGAUGCUGACAUGGCUUUUCAAUCCAAUUUCAAUAUUCAUUCUUAUCGCAUCAUCAUGCGCGAUUUGGUUGCCAUUCUCUGAAGCAAAUAUUUUGCAUUCGGUGCUUGGAUUGCCCAGCGAAUGUACACACAACAAUGUGAUUCGAUCGUGUACAUUGUCGUUUUCAUGUUGGAUUCAAGGUGGCCGCCAUGCUGAAGGUUGUGGUGAAAAUAAAUGGCUUUUUUCAUGCUGCAUUUCCGAAAAUGAAAUGGAAUUUAGCUCAGCGAUUGGCAUGAAAGCACCAAUCAAAUCAAAUUACUUUGAAAAUGAGUUGCCAACACGUUUUAAUAUGGCUAAAAUAAAAACACAAAUAAUGCCUACAUCAAAUUUUAAACAUAACAUGCUGCGACGACGCAUGGAUGAUGAUGGAAUGAAUCAAUUCGAAUGUGGUGUCCCAAGAACAGCUCAAAAUACAAUUCAAAAGCGUAUCAUUGGGGGUCGAGUCGCCGGAUUUGCUGCUCUUCCAUGGCAAGCGCAUAUUCGCAUUGCUGAGUAUCAGUGCGGAGGUGUUUUAGUAUCGCGGCAUUUCGUUAUUACCGCAGCACAUUGCAUCGAACAAGCUCGAAUGAAAGAUAUUAUUGUCUAUUUGGGUGAACUGGAUACACAAGAUUCGGGUAAAGUGCACGAACCAAUGCCAGCUGAAAAGCACUACGUCAAUCGAAAAAUUAUUCAUCCCAAUUUUAAAUUUCGUAUAGCGCAACCAGAUCGCUAUGAUUUGGCAUUGUUACAGUUAGCAAUUCCGACAUUUUUCACAAAUCACAUCUUACCAAUUUGUUUACCGACAACAAAUAUUGAUCUCACUGGACGACAUGGGGUUAUAGCAGGAUGGGGUAAAACGUCAUCAGAUUUAUCAUCGGGACACACUGGAACAGGAAUCCUACAAACGGCUUCCGUGCCAAUAAUAAGUGCAACGGAAUGUAUCAAAUGGCAUAAGAAGAAGAAUAUCUUUGUUGAAUUGUACGAGGAGAUGUUUUGUGCUGGUUAUUCUGAUGGGAAGCAAGAUGCUUGUUUAGGUGACAGCGGAGGAGGAUUGUAUCUAUUCGAAAAUGGAAAAUUCACUUUGGUCGGUAUUACAAGUGCCGGAUUUGGAUGCGGCGUUGAUCAUCAACCAGGCAUUUAUCACAAUGUUCAAAUGACCACCAAAUGGAUUCAAAACGUUUUAAAUCGAUAUUAUUGAAUUCAUUGUCAAAUAACCCUUCACAUUAUAUUUAACAACCAUAAAUACGUUUCCUCCAUUUUUGUUAUUUAUUUUUUCUUGAUAACCCUCUGAUUUUUCAUCCAUUAGUA
Contarinia nasturtii (swede midge) is the source of this 1869-nucleotide messenger RNA. RefSeq names its product serine proteinase stubble. Gene Ontology annotation, biological process: proteolysis. The transcript has 9 exons. The record is from RefSeq and is a predicted model, not a curated record. Gene Ontology annotation, molecular function: serine-type endopeptidase activity. NCBI's taxonomy places the organism in Eukaryota, Metazoa, Arthropoda, Insecta, Diptera, Cecidomyiidae. The coding region runs from base 542 to 1759 and encodes 405 amino acids.